AUGCCUUCCAUGUUCAUUGCUGUCAGAAACAUUAAGCCGGAACACCAGCAAAGGGCAAUACGAGUUAGAGCAGUUCGUGUGUAUGAAGUUCCUGAGAAAAGGGGAGAGUGGCAAGUCAGUAAGAGCAUGGAAGUUUUGUUCCAUGAUGAAGAGGGAGACUACAUUCAUGCGAGUAUCAUCAAGAAAGACAUUUUAAAGUAUAGAGAUACAAUCAAGGAAGGGAAAGUUUUUGAAAUCAAGAACUUCAUGGCCUCUACAAACUACUAUGUCUACAAGAUUACAGAGCAUGGUUUCAUGCUCAAAUUUAACUACAAAACACAAGUGAAGGAAAUACAUUCUAAUGGCUUUCCUUGCAAAAUGUUUAGAUUAAAGAGUUUUUUGGCUUUGAAAGAUCCUGAUGAUGUGAAUGACAAGGAGCUGAUUUAUGUUAUUGGAAGGGUAAUUGAGAUUUACAAUCCUGUGGACAAGAUUGUAGGGGGGAAGGCCACCAAACUAAUCGACUUUCAAAUUGAAGACAAUGCUGAUAACACCAUGAUGUGUACACUCUGGAAUGAGCAUGUUUCUUACCUGAUGCCUUUUUACAAUAGUGAUUUGAAAGAACCACUGAUUGUUGUCAUUCAAUGCUGUAGGGCCAAAGUUGUGGGUGGUGAAGUGAGAAUAACCAGUUCCUAUGAUGCGACGAAGCUGUGGUUUAAUGAUGAUUGGGAAGAGUUUAAAGAGUUUAAGUCAAACAUGAAAGCUCAGGGUACUCCAAUGAGGAGUCUCAGUACUGGCACACUGCAUUCCAACUCUACAGGCAUUAGUGAUUUUAAUAAUGCUGUUGUUAUUGUCACUAACUGCCAUGAUAUUAAGAAGGUGAAAGAGGAUGGGGACUACUAUGUUGCUGCUGAGAUUCUUGGGUUAGAUUUUGAGGAUGGUUGGUACUACCUAUCGUGCCUGAAACUUGGAUGUAAUAAGAAGCUUAAAGAACAGGAAGGGACUCUUUUUUGUACUAAGUGUAAAAAGACUUGUAUGAUGGGUACAGCUAGGUACAAAGUAGUUGUUAUUGCUCUUGACAAAUCUGGAGAUGCUCCAAUGUUGCUUUGGGAUAGGGAAGUUACAGAGCUUGUGGGUAUUCCUGCCUCUAUUUUGUAUGCAAAAUACAAGGAGCUUGAUGUUGAAGUGCCACCUGAAUUGGAUGCUAUAGUUGGAAUGAAGAUGCUGUUUAAGAUCAACUUCAAACUGGCUCAAAAGAUGGGCCCCAAUUACCCAUUCAAUGUUGUUAGGGUUGUAAGGGAUGAGCACUUGCUUAAGACCUAUGCUGACAGGUUUGUGGAGCAUGAAGAGCAAGACUUAAUGUUAAGGAUGAUUGAGGAGGAAACUAACACCGAUGCAGUUUCUGGAGAAGAUUCUAUUGGAGUUGAAGUGAAUAGCCCUGCCACUGUCCAGACCUCGCAAAAGGAAGGAGAAGACAAUGCUGAAAACUCUGGGGCUAUUAAAAGGUCACUUUUGGAUGAGUUUUCAUCAUCCAAAAGUAGGAAGAAGUUGAAUGACUCAGAAAUCAAACAGGAAAAGUUUUUUUCGGAUGUUUUAGAAGUUAUUAAGAGUAAGGAUGAAAGGUGUCCAAGUUUAGCAAGGAUUCCAUGUGGCCAAGCAAAUUAUUGCGGCAACUCAUCUUUUACGAAUAAUGCUGCCCAAGCUAAAGACAAACGUACGACAACUACUCCUUACUCAAUUCCCCUUGGAGGAUGUUUGUCUGAAAAUAUCACACCAUUGAGUAACAUCACCAACGUACGUUCGUCGAAUACACAGAUCGGUGCAACCAAUUGCCAGCCAUUUGUUUUGGUAGAUAAAGAAAAUCCUGCAUCGACGAUAACACAAGAUGAAUUGGCAAAUCGUAAACCAUUACAUAAAUAUGGAAUUCCCGAUGACCAUGUAACAACAAGAGACUUGCUAUCUGCCUUUGAAGAUGCAAAUAUAUUGAGAAACGAUGAUAGGCAAAACUUCGAUAUGGGGACAUCGUCUGAUCCACAACAUGGUCAAUACUGCGAUUUUGGUGAUGCAACAAAUAAAUGCGUCCAUUGUGGGGCUUUCUUUUGGUUUGAAGAAAGGAAAAAGAAUUUGUCAACAAAAGCAUCUCCACUGUUUAUGUUGUGUUGCAACAAUGGGAAGAUCAAGUUGCCGGAGAAUAAGUUGCCACCAAAAGGUAUAUUUGAUCUCUUUUUCGACAAUGACGAAUUAUCAAAAGAAUUUCUACACAACAUUAGGACCUACAACAACAUGUUCUGCUUCACAUCCAUGGGAGGUAAAAUUGACAAGAGCAUGAACAAGGGGGGAGCACCUCCAAUUUUUCGAUUAAGUGGUCAAAACUAUCACCUAAUGGGCACUCUACUUCCAGAACAAGGCAAAGAACCUCAUUUUGCCCAGUUAUAUAUAUACGACACGGCAAAUGAAAAGAUCAACCGUAUCAAUGCUGUGAGGGCUAGUGGUGAGCAAGAUGACAUUCAUGUAGAAAUAGUGAGUGUCAUUCAGAAAGACCUCGAUGAAAAUAAUGUUUUGGUUAAGUCUUUUCGGAUGGCUAUGUCUGAGUUGGAUAUUAAUCCAUGCGCCGAGGUCAAAAUAAAGUUGUUGGGAAAACGAAAUAGAGAUGCGAGGACCUAUAAUCUGCCGCAAGUUUCAGAAGUAGCAGCGUUAAUUGUGGGAGAUCUGGAUACCAGUAUUGAAGAGCGUGAUAUUAUUGUUCAAUCGAAGGGCGGCCACCUACAGAGGAUCAGUGAAUUAAAUCCUUCAUACUUGCCGCUGCAAUACCCUAUUUUGUUUCCAUAUGGCGAAGACGGUUACCGAGAAGACAUUUCAUUCGCUGACGUGUUAGGCAAGCGCUCCUCAGGUGGUAGACAGAGGAUUAGUCCCAGGGAGUUUUUCUGCUACCGCAUACAGUCUAGACCGUCAGCUCCGAGUACCAUAUUAUUUGCAAAGCGGUUGUUCCAACAAUUUGUUGUAGAUGGCUACACAAUGGUUGAGUCUGGAAGACUGAUUUAUAUAAGGACACACCAAAAAAGCCUAAGGUGUGAGAGUUAUAGUGGAUUGACUGAUGCUUUGACAAGGGGUGAAUUAAGCCCUGCAGCCCAAGGUCGCAGAAUAAUACUACCUUCAAGUUUUACGGGUGGUGCUAGAUACAUGAUACAAAACUACCAAGAUGCAAUGGCAAUAUGUAGAUGGAUUGGAUACCCAGAUUUAUUUAUAACCUUUACAUGCAAUCCGAAGUGGCCUGAGGUGCAACACUUUUUAAAAGACCAAAGGUUGAAGCCAGAAGAUCGGCCGGACAUAAUUUGCCGGUUAUUCAAGAUUAAGUUGGAUGCUUCGAUAGCCGAUUGUCGAAAGAAUAAAAUAUUUGGCUCUGUGGCUGGAGUCAUAUAUACAAUUGAGUUUCAAAAGCGAGGUCUUCCUCAUGCUCAUAUAUUACUUUUUUUGGAGAAAAGUAAAGAAAUUAGGCAAGUUCUUACUCUAGACAACAUUAUUUGCGCAGAGAUUCCAGAUGAAAAGAAAGAUGCAGAGUAUUACCAAGCGGUAGAGGAAUUUAUGAUGCAUGGUCCAUGUGGAAAAGCGAGGACCAAUUCUCCAUGUAUGGUAAAUGGGCGAUGCUCUAAACAUUUUCCUAAGAGAUUUGUUGAUAGUUCUACAUUUGAUGACGAUGGUUACCCGGUAUAUAGAAGGAGAGACAAUGGCAGUGUAGUUACAAAGAACGGUAUCGCCUUGGACAACAGGUAUGUGGUACCGCACAAUAGAUAUUUAUUGCUCAAGUACAAGGCUCAUAUAAAUGUCGAGUGGUGCAACCAGUCACGGUCAAUCAAGUACCUCUUCAAGUAUGUUAACAAGGGUCAUGAUCGGGUAACCGCCGAGUUUUACAAAACAGGCAAUGAUGACGAGAAUGGCAAAGCAAUAGAUGAGAUAAACAUGUACUAUGACUGUAGGUACAUAUCCCCGUGUGAAGCGGUCUGGCGUCUGUUUGGUUUUGAUAUACAACUUCGGGCGCCUUCGGUGGAAAGGUUAAGCUUUCACCUUCCUAAUCAACAGAGUGUGAUAUUUGCAGAUGAUGAUGCUGUUGAGAACAUUGUGAAUAGACCUACGAUAGCACAGAGCAUGUUUUUAGAAUGGUUCGAAGCUAAUAAAACAUACUCCGAUGCGAGAGAGCUUACUUAUGUUGAGAUGCCAACAAGAUUCGUUUGGAAGAAAGACCUUAGAAAAUGGCAGCCACGAAAGAAAGGGUUCUCAAUAGGACGUAUAUUCUAUGUCCCGCCAGCUACUGGUGAAAUUUUCUAUUUGAGGUGUUUGCUGAACAAAGUCCGCGGCCCGAAAAGUUAUGAAGAUAUUAGGACUGUCAAUGGGGUGCAAUAUGACUCAUUCCGAGAUGCGUGUUAUGCAAGGGGUUUAGUUGAUGAUGACAACGAAUAUGUUGAUGCAAUAGAUGAAGCCAGUCAUUGGGCGUCAGCAGAUCAAUUGAGGAGAUUGUUUGUGAUAUUGCUAAUGAGCAGUUGCAUGGGGAAACCAGAAAUAGUUUGGCAUGCCGUUUGGCAACAUCUAUCAGACGAUGCACAAUUCAACGUCCGUAGACAACUGCAGAACAAAGAUUUUGUGUUGACCGAUUCGCACAAAAUGAACUUUGCUUUAGUAGAGAUUGAGAAGCUAUUAUCUAAUCAUGGUAAGAGUUUGAAGGACUAUCCUGAGAUGCCAACUGCAAAUUUUGGUGCCUUAAAUGUUAUUGCAAACAGAUUUAUUCAAGAAGAAUUAGCAUACGAUUGUGCCGAACAGGAGAAAGAGAAUCAAGAAUUGGUAAGGCAGUUAACAGACGAACAAAAGGCAAUAUACAAUGAAGUUUUAACUGACGUGGAUCGCCAGGAAGGGGUGUUAUUCUUCGUUUAUGGUUAUGGAAGGACAGGUAAGACUUUCUUGUGGCGAGCACUUUCUUCCGCAUUAAGGUCUAAGAGUCAAAUAGUGUUCAAUGUAGCUUCUAGCGGCAUAGCUUCGCUUUUAUUGCCCGGUGGCAGGACGGCACAUUCUCGGUUUGCAAUUCCGAUUUCUGUUAAUGAAGAUUCCACAUGCAACAUACGUACCGGCAGUGAACUGGCGGAACUUCUUGUGCAAACAAAGUUGAUAAUAUGGGACGAAGCCCCCAUGAUGCAUAAAUUCUGCUUUGAAGCCCUGGAUCGAACUAUGCGGGAUUUGAUGCGCUUCAUAAAUCCAAUGAGUUCUAAUAUGACAUUCGGUGGUAAGACAGUUGUUUUGGGGGGCGAUUUCAGGCAAAUUUUACCAGUCAUUCCAAAGGGUACUAGACCGGAUAUAGUUAGAGCGAGCAUUAGCUCAUCCUAUCUAUGGAAAUCCUGUAAAGUCCUAAGGCUGACUAAAAAUCUACGUUUGAAGAGUGUUCAAUCAGAAACCGAGUGCAAGGAGAUCGAGGAAUUUGCAAAAUGGAUAGCUAAUAUAGGUGAUGGAAUUAUUGGGUGUCAACUUGAGGGGGAGUCAGAGAUUACUGUUCCUGAAGAUUUGUUGUUGAAGUGCGAAGAUGACCCUAUUGCUACAAUUGUUGAUAGCCAAUUUCUGACUGGAAAUUGCCGAUUUGUCAUAUCUUAA
This is a messenger RNA of Ipomoea nil (Japanese morning glory), 5607 nucleotides long. RefSeq lists its product as uncharacterized. Gene Ontology annotation, molecular function: DNA helicase activity. Lineage: Eukaryota; Viridiplantae; Streptophyta; Magnoliopsida; Solanales; Convolvulaceae. The transcript has 18 exons. The record is from RefSeq and is a predicted model, not a curated record. Gene Ontology annotation, biological process: DNA repair; telomere maintenance. Bases 1 to 5607 code for a protein of 1868 amino acids.